CAGCAGCUUGGUGACGUCACUGCCAGGCGCGCUCCGAUCGACGAGCAGGGAAUUGGCGGAUUUUGCGGUAGUUCCGGAGCGGGCACCGGGAGCACUUAGGCCUCCCCCGCCGCCAUGGGCUUCUUGAAGUUAAUCGAGAUUGAAAAUUUCAAGUCCUACAAAGGACGGCAGAUCGUCGGGCCCUUCCGCCGCUUCACCGCCAUCAUCGGCCCCAAUGGAUCCGGUAAAUCCAAUCUUAUGGACGCCAUCAGCUUCGUGCUGGGGGAGAAGACCAGUAACCUGAGAGUGAAGACCCUGCGAGACCUCAUUCAUGGCGCUCCUGUAGGGAAGCCUGCCGCAAACCGCGCGUUCGUGAGCAUGGUGUACGAAGAGGACAUGGGCAAAGAGAAGGUGUUCGCCCGACACAUCAUCGGCGGCUCCUCUGAAUACAGAAUCAACAGCAAGGUGGUUCAGCUGGCAGAAUACAGCGAUGAAUUAGAGAAGCUGGGGAUCCUUAUUAAAGCCAGGAACUUCUUGGUGUUUCAGGGGGCAGUAGAAUCCAUCGCCAUGAAGAAUCCCAAGGAGCGUACAGCUUUGUUUGAGGAGAUCAGCAGGUCAGGGGAGCUGGCGCAGGAAUACGACAAGUGCAAGAAGGAAAUGGUGAAAGCCGAGGAGGACACGCAGUUCAACUAUCACCGCAAGAAGAACAUUGCCGCAGAGAGAAAGGAAGCUAAACAGGAGAAGGAGGAGGCGGAGCGGUACCAGCGGCUUAAGGACGAGGUGGCACGAGCCCAGAUCCAGAUGCAGCUCUUCAAGCUUUACCACAACGAGUCUGAGAUAGAGAAACUGAACAAGGAGCUGUCCUCUAAGAACAAGGAGAUCGAGAAGGAUAAGAAAUUCAUGGACAAAGUCGAAGAGGAACUGAAGGAUAAGAAAAAGGAGCUGGGCAAGAUGAUGCGAGAACAACAAGCCAUAGAGAAGGAGAUCAAGGAGAAGGAUGCCGAAUUAAAUCAAAAGCGUCCGCAAUAUAUCAAAGCCAAGGAGAACACUUCUCACAAGAUCAAGAAGCUGGAAGCCGCUAAGAAGUCCCUUCAGAACGCCCAGAAACAGUAUAAGAAGCGCAAGGGAGAUAUGGACGAGCUGGAGAAGGAGAUGCUGUCCGUGGAGAAGGCCAGGCAGGAGUUCGAAGAACGAAUGGAGGAAGAAAGCCAGAGCCAAGGUCGGGAUCUUACAUUAGAAGAAAACCAGGUGAAGAAAUACCAUCGUCUGAAAGAAGAAGCCAGCAAAAGGGCCGCCACGCUCGCCCAGGAGCUGGAAAAGUUCAACAGAGACCAGAAAGCCGAUCAGGAUCGCCUCGAUCUGGAGGAAAGGAAGAAAGUGGAGACUGAAGCGAAGAUCAAGCAGAAGCUGCGUGAAAUUGAAGAAAACCAGAAGAGAAUAGAAAAACUAGAGGAAUAUAUUGCAACCAGCAAGCAGUCUUUAGAAGAGCAGAAGAACCUUGAAGAGACUUUAACUGAGGAAGUAGAAAUGGCUAAGAGAAGGAUCGACGAAAUCAAUAAGGAGCUGAACCAAGUCAUGGAGCAGCUGGGUGACGCCAGGAUUGAUCGCCAAGAAAGCAGCAGACAGCAGCGCAAAGCAGAGAUCAUGGAGAGCAUCAAGAGGCUGUAUCCAGGGUCUGUGUAUGGCCGCCUGAUCGACCUCUGCCAGCCCACCCAGAAGAAGUACCAGAUCGCCGUCACAAAGGUGCUUGGAAAAAACAUGGACGCCAUUAUUGUCGACUCUGAAAAGACCGGAAGAGACUGUAUCCAGUAUAUCAAGGAGCAACGGGGGGAGCCUGAAACAUUCCUGCCUCUCGAUUAUCUUGAGGUAAAACCUACUGAUGAGAGGCUGCGCGAGCUCAAGGGGGCCAAGCUGGUUAUUGAUGUCAUUCGGUACGAGCCCCCACAUAUUAAGAAGGCCCUCCAGUAUGCCUGCGGCAAUGCAUUGGUUUGUGACAAUGUAGAAGACGCUCGCAGGAUAGCCUUCGGAGGACACCAGAGACACAAAACUGUGGCUCUAGAUGGAACCUUAUUCCAGAAAUCUGGUGUCAUCUCUGGAGGUGCCAGUGACUUGAAAGCCAAGGCUAGAAGAUGGGAUGAAAAAGCGGUCGAUAAACUCAAGGAAAAGAAGGAACGAUUAACCGAGGAGCUGAAGGAGCAAAUGAAAGCCAAACGUAAGGAGGCCGAGCUGAGGCAGGUCCAGUCCCAGGCUCAUGGGCUGCAGAUGAGGCUUAAAUAUUCCCAGAGUGAUCUGGAGCAGACCAAAACUCGUCAUCUGGCGAUGAAUAUGCAGGAAAAAUCUAAGCUGGAGAGCGAGUUGGCCAAUUUUAACCCACGGAUCAAUGACAUAAAGCGGAUAAUUCAGAGCCGCGAUAGGGAGAUGAAAGAUCUGAAGGAGAAGAUGAAUUUGGUGGAAGAUGAGGUUUUUGAAGAGUUCUGUCUGGAGAUCGGGGUCCGUAACAUCAGAGAGUUCGAAGAAGAGAAGGUCAAGAGGCAGAAUGAGAUCGCCAAGAAGAGGUUGGAGUUUGAGAACCAGAAGACCCGUCUUGGUAUACAGCUUGACUACGAAAAGAAUCAGCUAAAAGAGGACCAAGGGAAGUCGCAGACAUGGGAGCAGUCUGUCAAGAAAGAUGAAAACGAGAUAGAAAAACUGAAAAAGGAGGAACAAAGACACAUGAAGAUCAUCGAUGAGACCAUGGCCCAGUUACAAGAUCUGAAGAACCAACAUUUGGCUAAAAAGUCUGAAGUAAAUGACAAGAAUCAUCAAAUGGAGGAGAUCCGCAAGAAACUAGGGGGCGCCAACAAGGAGAUGACGCACCUGCAGAAAGAAGUCACCGCCAUUGAGACCAAACUGGAGCAGAAGCGCAGCGAUCGACACAACCUGCUGCAGGCCUGCAAGAUGCAGGAUAUUAAGCUUCCCCUGUCUAAGGGCACCAUGGACGACAUCAGCCAGGGGGAGGGGGGAUCACAGGGAGAAGAAUCUGUCGGCAGCUCCCAGAGGUCCUCUAAUCUGUACGCUAAAGAAGCUUUAAUCGAGAUAGACUACAGUGAACUCUCUGAGGACCUUAAGGAUGCUGUGGCGGAUGAUGACAUUAAGCAAGAAAUGAGCGCCUUGCAGCAGAAGCUGAAUGAGCAGCAGAGUAUCCUGCAACGUAUCUCCGCCCCCAACAUGAAGGCGAUGGAGAAGCUGGAGAGCGUCAGGGACAAGUUCCAGGAGACGUCCGACGAGUUUGAAGCCGCUCGUAAGCGAGCCAAGAAAGCCAAGCAAGCCUUUGAGCAGACAAAGAAAGAGCGGUUCGACCGGUUCAACGCUUGCUUCGAAUCUGUAGCGACAAAUAUUGAUGAAAUCUACAAAGCCUUGUCCAGGAAUAGCAGUGCCCAAGCUUUCCUGGGGCCAGAAAACCCUGAAGAACCCUACUUAGAUGGCAUCAACUACAACUGUGUGGCCCCCGGAAAACGGUUUAGGCCCAUGGACAACUUGUCCGGAGGAGAGAAAACUGUUGCAGCACUUGCCUUGCUCUUUGCGAUUCACAGUUACAAGCCGUCGCCGUUCUUCGUGCUGGAUGAGAUAGACGCUGCCUUGGAUAACACAAACAUAGGAAAGGUGGCCAACUACAUUAAGGAACAGUCGGUGACUAACUUCCAGGCCAUUGUCAUUUCCCUUAAGGAGGAAUUUUACACGAAGGCAGAGAGCUUGGUUGGCGUUUAUCCUGAGCAAGGGGAUUGCGUGAUCAGCAAGGUCCUGACCUUCGACCUUACCAAGUACCAAGAUGCCAACCCAAAUCCAAAUGAUUAGUAGGGGACUUGCCAUUGUCUGGAUUUGUCCACUGUUUUAUACUCCUGGAGCGGUCUUAUUUUAAAUGGGACAUUUUAACUUAUCAUGACUUCACUUGGUCUCCCUGGUCGUGGAAUUAUGUAUAUGGACUCGCGGACGCCAUCCAGGUGCGAAUGGGAAAGGCCGCAAAGCUGCCCCAUGGUUUAUCCUCCUCCCUUCUACGUAUUUUGUGUUUUAACUACAUCAUGGUGUAAUUAUCAGAUAUUUUUUUUGUUUCCUCUUACUAUUGUGGCAUUACUGUGUUUAGCGCUGAACCUUCCGGAUUUUUAGAUGAGUGCUUUUUACAGCUUUUUACUAUUAUGUCUAUGAUGCCUUUUUAUUGUUUUAGUGUCUUACAUAUUUUUGCCUCUGCAGAUGUCAGAUUGUUUUGCAAUAAAGAAAAUAAUAACUUUACAA
Molecule: messenger RNA, 4248 nt
Organism: Hyla sarda
Lineage: Eukaryota; Metazoa; Chordata; Amphibia; Anura; Hylidae
Gene: SMC1A
Product: structural maintenance of chromosomes 1A
Exons: 25
Coding region: 115-3813 (1232 amino acids)
Biological process (GO): sister chromatid cohesion
Cellular component (GO): cohesin complex; chromosome; nucleus
Molecular function (GO): protein binding; ATP hydrolysis activity; ATP binding
Source: RefSeq, a predicted model, not a curated record